Molecule: messenger RNA, 2121 nt
Organism: Nerophis ophidion (straightnose pipefish)
Lineage: Eukaryota; Metazoa; Chordata; Actinopteri; Syngnathiformes; Syngnathidae
Product: CCN family member 3-like
Exons: 5
Coding region: 110-1162 (350 amino acids)
Biological process (GO): signal transduction; cell adhesion
Cellular component (GO): extracellular region; extracellular matrix
Molecular function (GO): integrin binding; heparin binding
Source: RefSeq, a predicted model, not a curated record
GAUCACAACCUUCUGCUACAACUAGAGAGAGAAGAGGGAAACGUCAACCCCAAAACUAAAGACUCAAGGGAGCUUCAACGCUGAAUAUAUUUUCUUUGUUAUUUAGAAGAUGGCUAUUUUGUGUGAUCGAGCUCUUUUAAUCCUCUGCUUUGCUGCACAGAUGUUUACGUUAAUCUGGUCCCAAACUUGUCCUCGGAGAUGCCAGUGCCCAGAGGAGCCCCCAAAAUGUCUCCCUGGUGUGCCCCUCAUUCUCGACGACUGCGCCUGCUGCCUCGUGUGCGCCCGCCAGAAAGGUCAAGUGUGUUCCGAAACGAACCCCUGCGACACACGUAAAGGUCUGCAGUGCGACUACGCCUCUGAGGACCACAAGAAGCCUGGUGUAUGUGUGGCUCAUGAAGGACAGGUCUGUCUUCUGGACGGGGUGGUCUACAAGAACGGCGAGAUGUUCUUCCCGAGCUGCAAGCACCAGUGCUUAUGCCGUGACGGGCAGAUCGCAUGUAUACCGCGCUGUAAUGUGGACGUCAUGCUGCCUGGGCCUGACUGCCCUGUGCCAAGGAGAGUGCAAGUCCCUGGCGAGUGCUGCGAGAAGUGGGUGUGUGAACCCCCGGCGGAAGCCAGCGCACUGGGGGGCUUUGCUAUGGCAGCCUUUCGUCAAGAGGACACCGUGAGCUUUGAUUCCUGGGACCCCAGCUUGAACUGCAUCGAACAGACAACAGAAUGGGGGGCUUGCUCUCAAACUUGUGGCACAGGCGUGUCCACUAGGGUCACCAACAAGAACCGGCGCUGCGAGAUGGUGAAGCAAAGCCGCUUGUGCAUGAUCAGACCCUGUGAGGACCAGCAGGACCAGACUGCACUCACACUGCCAAAGAGAGGAAGUAGAUGCCAGAGGAUGGUGAGGGGCGACACAGCCGUCCAUCUCUCUUAUAAAAACUGCGUCAGCGUGCAAGCCUACAAGCCUCGCUACUGCGGAAACUGCACAGACGGCCGCUGCUGCACCCCCCACAGAACCAAAACCGCCUUGGUGGAGUUCACGUGUGCCGGCAAUAAAACCAGCAAAAGGCCUGUCAUGGUGAUCCUGACCUGCGCGUGCCACAAUAACUGCCCGCGGGAGAACGCCGUGUGGCAGCCUUCAGACCUGGCCUACAGCGGCAUGACGUCAUAGGUCUGCCACAGCUAAUGACUGUCAAUGGAAACAUUCCCUUUGGUUGGACAGCAGGACCGACUAGUUAACAUGAGUUGCAUCAACUUGAAACAACCCCUAAUCUUUUCAUUUUUAGCACGUACAAAAGUUUGGAGGUGACGGCAUGUGGAAGUUCCUGUGCACACAUUAGAGUUAUAUCUACUAUUCUUUUUAGAAUGAAAGCACUUAAACCUUAGGAAAUAAAGAGGCUCUUCUUUUGGGGAUCACUUAUAGAAUACGAUGUGCUUAUUGUUAACUCACAGAGGGUUCCUUAACCUUGUGCCUAUAAAGUACAUUAUUAAAAGUGCUGAUAUAUCAUUGACUUGUGACAAAAAGCUUUGUUGGACGACCAUGAUGGUAAAAAUAUAGCUGCAGGUGUGCUUUACACACUAGCUGCAAUAGUUUACAUCACUGGAGGGGUUCAAAUGAAAGCUUGCAGGAGACAGUUUCCAUGUAGGAAAUGCAUUUUUAAAAUACCCCGACUGCGCUCAAAACAAAUUGGCCCUAAAAAAAAAAGGCUCAACCUAUGAUCAGAGGUCAUUGUUGGGACUUUGUGUCACUUCUCACACCUGCCUGCAAUCAUCUCCCUUCUUGCUUCUUGCCAUUAAUGCAACAGUCAAGUCCUUUAGUGUAAAUGACAAAAGUUUUUUUGUAAAUACUUGCUGUACAGUUGUAUUUGUAUUUGUACUUUAAAAAGUGGAAAUUCACUGUGAUGUUUUGUGGUGUCCUUUUUCACUUUUGCAAAAAUGUUCUUUAAGAAAACAAACAUAUUUUUGUAUCUUCAUCUUAGUCACAACAUGCAAGAAUAGUUUAUGAUUGAGUCUUUAUCCUGAAUGUGUAGUUAUAUACAAUAUUUGGAUGACGAAUGUUUUGAUGAUCUGGUCUUUGUACACCAUGCACCACCAAGUAUCUGAAAUAAAACAAGAUGUGAUCAAUGUCUA